AUGAGGUUGCCAUACCGAGUAAGGAAAGAUGACAACAAAUACUACAAGUAUCACCGCGACUAUUGCCAUCAUACGGAUGAUUGCUACCAGCUCAAUGAGGAGAUUGAAGCAUUAAUCGGGCGAGGUAGGCUAAAGGAAUAUGUAACAGGAGAGCUUUUCUGCACUCUUAGAAAGGUUUUAAGGGAAAACCAACUUUUUGGAGGAAUGUUAGCGCAAGGCCAAUUGGAGAUGAAAGAUAACAUCUUGAAGUUCAAUCUGAGGGCCAACCCUGGCAGGGAACUCAAAUCGAGCCAUAAAAAGCUACACCAGGGUUACCGACAAGGGACUGCCGAGGUGAUGUCGAUCGAGUCAACCGAGCGCCCGCCUAAAACUCCCAAGAUAGAAUCUGAGCCGAUCACGUUCACAGAAAGUGAUACUAUGGGUAUCAAUUUUCCCCAUCACGACCCCCUGGUUAUCACCGUUGAGAUAGCCCAUUGCGAGGUAGCUCGAGUAUUCCUGGACGGGGGCAAUUCAGUCAAUAUCAUUUUUCUCAGCGUCUUCAGACAGCUGGGAGUUAGCGAGAAUCUUCUUGACGAACAAUGCCAUGCCUUCAUGGCUUUUGGUGGAAGGCACAUGCCCUUGACCUUGUCAAUAGGUGUACAUCCGAGAUACGCCACCAUUACAACGGACUUCAUCGUGGCUGAAUGUCCCUCAUCGUACAAUGUCAUCCUCGGCCGCCUCGCAUAG
Molecule: messenger RNA, 726 nt
Organism: Prunus avium (sweet cherry)
Lineage: Eukaryota; Viridiplantae; Streptophyta; Magnoliopsida; Rosales; Rosaceae
Source: RefSeq, a predicted model, not a curated record